CCAGAUGAAGAAUCGUUUAGAAGUGACUUCGUUCCUAUUCCGAAAAGGAUAUGCGACGAAGAGGACAACAAAACACAAGUUUUUAACGCACGGGGUAGCGAUGUAGUGACAAAACAGCCGAAAACAGUAUUCAUCUGUUACAUAAUUAUGUUAUCGAGAACAUUGCUGGACACCAGGAAGCAAGUGUUGGAAACAGGAGCUCGGUUGCUGUGUUGUAGUUGGAGAAGUGAGGCAGAAGUUAUAAGUUCGUAACUUAUGUGUUUAUAAAUCUGAAUAGGACCGGUUACUCUUCAAUUGUAAAGUGCAACAGGUUGGAAGAUGGUAUCGUGGAUUAUAUCUAGAUCCAUUGUUCUUGUGUUUGGAACGCUGUACCCUGCGUACUUCUCCUUUAAGGCGGUCAAAUCCAAGAACGUCAAAGAAUAUGUACGAUGGAUGAUGUACUGGAUUGUGUUUGCUCUUUAUACGGUAGUGGAGACCAUCACAGAUCUUUCUUUAGCAUGGUUUCCACUUUACUACGAGCUGAAAGUGGCUUUCGUCAUCUGGUUGCUGUCCCCUUACACCAGAGGAGCCAGCCUCAUCUACAGGAAGUUUCUACACCCUAUGCUGGCAUCCAAGGAAAGGGAUAUUGAUGAUUAUUUAGUCCAAGCCAAAGAGAAGAGCUACGAGACCAUGGUGAAUUUCGGCCGUCAGGGUCUCACUAUCGCGGCCACUGCUGCUGUCUCUGCCGCAGUUAAGGGACAAGGUGCCAUCAGCGAGCGUCUGAGGAGUUUUAGUAUUCCUGACCUGACGCAGAUCCCCUCCGACCAAUCAACAUUCGCCAACCCUGGUCGACGAGCCAUAAAUCCUGCUAACCUGAGAUCUGGUUCUGAGCCAUAUAAACAAGAAGGGGAGGGGCAUGAGGAGGAAACAGAUGGAGUAUUCUCAGAUGAUGAGGCGUCGGUGCAGAAGGGUCUGCGUAGAUCUCAGAGUGUGAAAAUCACACGUGCCAAAGCGGCACGCAAAGAGCCAAGGUACGGGUCUUUAAAGCUGAAACCCAGAAGGAGGCCAUUGAUUACAUCAUCCACAUUUGACCAUACUUGAUCUUCCGCUGCACGACAACAGGGGGGAUAAGCAUUACAUCAACCACCGUCUGCAGUAAAAAACUCAUUUAAAAGCCGCAGAAGUUUUAUCAUAAACGAUCAGCCAGCAUUUCUGCAAGUUAAUGCUGUUUCAAAGCAACACUAAACCCAAGAUUUUAACACACCGAUAUCAUAAUGACAUUUAGAGUCAUUCAUUUGCUAGAAGCUUUAAUCCAAAGUGACUCACAAAUGAGAAGCAGAAACCAUCAUUUGUUAGUUUCUUUUGAGUUUAAUUUUCUUUUAAAGAUUAAAUUAGUUAAAAAAACCAAAGCCUAAUAAGAGAACAAAAAAUGGCCGACACGUUUUUUAUGAAUUUGUAAAAAGUGCAAGCUGUAAUAAGAAUGUACUUAAAAUCUCCAAGGAUCGGAGGGCAUGCAGUCGUACAAUAACUUCACCUUUACCUGCUUCUGAAGAAACAGCAUCAUAUUACACAAAGCCAGUGUUACAGUAGUACAGAUAUCUCUGCUGUUCUCGCUCUCCCUCCACAGGGGCAGAUGUCAAGGUCAGUGGUAACUGUAGAGUUUGCUUUUCAGCUUGUAUUCACAAUAAUGAAAUGAAAUUUGGAAUCAAGUUAUGUUAAGAUUUAACAACUCCAGAAAGCCGACAGAGCUUGGUAUACUAUUAUUAUUAUUAUUAUUAUUAUUAUUAUUGCAUAGGCAUUUCUACUUCUUAAUGUUUACAUUUUGUUUUUUGCUUGACGUUUGAGUCUUAAACUGCAUGAAAUGAUAUCCAUUUAUUUGUAAGAUUGUCUAUAAGGUCUUAAAAGUAUUUUAAACUCUCCAAAUACAUUUUUUAAUUUUGAAUGUUUUAGGAUUGUUUGUGAAUGCAUUUUGUGCAAUUUCUAAGUUUUUUUUCUGAAUUUAGCUUCUAGUUUUUGCUGCCUUUCCUAACACUGAUGCAGAACUUUACCAAAGCAUGAAAGGAGAGUAAAUUCGAUGUUACACUUAAAGUGAAUUAAACACCUUUGGUUUGUUCCCAUGUAAAGAGUGGGGAUUCCUUGUCCAUUUUUGGUUUGCAUUUCAUUCCUCUAGUAAUUGUGUGGGAAAAGUCUGUUUUGAAAAGAUGUUUUGUUGGAAGACAGCCUGUCAAGAAGAGGAUACGCUCUUAAAAAUAAAGGUCUCUAAAAGUA
Triplophysa dalaica is the source of this 2247-nucleotide messenger RNA. RefSeq names its product receptor accessory protein 3a (gene reep3a). The record is from RefSeq and is a predicted model, not a curated record. Gene Ontology annotation, molecular function: microtubule binding. Lineage: Eukaryota; Metazoa; Chordata; Actinopteri; Cypriniformes; Nemacheilidae. Gene Ontology annotation, cellular component: endoplasmic reticulum tubular network; endoplasmic reticulum membrane; cytoplasmic microtubule. The transcript has 8 exons. Gene Ontology annotation, biological process: endoplasmic reticulum tubular network organization. Bases 319 to 1080 code for a protein of 253 amino acids.